UGCAGAUCAAAACAAGAGGAAAUGAUAGUUAGAGCAAAACAUGUGCAGUGAUUUGUUUUCAUAAAGAUUGCUGGCCGUAUUUUUGAAUCAAAGUGCGCUCCAACGUUCAAGUAACAAUUGGGAUCCUCGUGAUCCAUCGAACGGUCACAAUUUUCCAUGUGAAUAUCUUCAAACUGAUUUAAGCAUACCCAUCAAAAGUUAUUGUGUUUUAUGUUAGUAUAAAUAAAGGAGACAUUGCUCAGUUUCUUGCAGGUCCAGCAGAAAACCACAUUAUACUUGUCAUUCACACUUUGAAUUCUUUUAUCUCCUACUUCUCUUUAUCAUCAUUAUACCUUCCUGUCUACGUGAAGGGAUUAGAAUAGAAAAGAAUAGAAUAAACCACAAUGACUGCUUUGCACAUUUUCUUACUUUAUUCAUGCUAAAAUAUAUAUCUUUUUCCCAUCCAAAGUUCCUCUUGUCAGAAAAAAAUUUCUAUUUAUUCUACUACCUAUCUCUCUGAUCUGAUCAAGACCCACUUCCUAAAAUGCAGAUUCUUUGGUGGGUUUCCAAGCUUUUUUUCCUAUAUUCCAUUUUUCAUGUGUUUUCAAUAUCACUUGCUCAGACAACCCCACUACAGACGCCGGUUUGCUCAGAAGCAGAUAGGGCAGCUCUUCUUGGGUUCAAAGCCAGAAUCCUCCAGGACACUACACAGAUUCUCUCUUCAUGGACCGGGAGAGAUUGCUGUGGAGGAGAUUGGGAGGGUGUUCAGUGCAAUCCUGCUACAGGGAGAGUAACUGAGUUGGCGUUGCAGGGGCCUGAGAGGGACAGCGACCAUUACAUGAGGGGCACACUGUCACCUUCUCUGGCUAGUUUGUCUUUCCUAGAGGUGAUGGUGAUAAGUGGUAUGAAGCAUAUUACUGGUCCUAUUCCAGAAAGCUUCUCGAGUUUGACUCACCUCACACAAAUGAUCCUGGAAGACAAUUCUCUUCAAGGGAACAUUCCUCCUGGCUUCGGCCAUUUGUCCAACCUAAACACCCUCUCACUAAAUGGAAACCAUCUGGCGGGGCAGAUUCCUCCAAGCCUGGGGAAUUUGAGAAAGCUUCAAAUAUUGGGUUUGGCAAGAAAUUCCUUAACAGGUUCUAUCCCAACCACUUUCCAAAAUCUUCUUAGUUUGCAAACUCUUGAGCUUAGUUUCAAUUUGUUGUCUGGUUCGAUUCCAGAUAUUCUGGGCCAGUUUCAAAACCUUACCCUCUUUGAUCUUUCCAAUAACCAAUUGUCAGGGCAGCUACCCAAUUCCAUAUUCAACUUAAGCAAACUUCAGGACUUGUCCUUGGACCAUAACCAGCUGACAGGAAAACUUCCAAACCAGAUUAGUAGCCUCAAAUCCCUUACCCAUCUUUCACUGAGUUCCAACAGGCUUACAGGUCAAAUUCCAGAGUCCAUUUCAAGAUUACAGAACCUCUGGUACAUUAACUUAUCUAGAAAUGCAUUCUUAGACCCUUUACCCGCUGUUCAAGGUAGGGGUCUUCCUUCUUUAUUGUCAAUAGACCUGUCUUACAACAAUCUCAGUCUAGGGACAAUUCCAAAUUGGAUCUUAGACAAGGAACUUUCAGAUGUUCAUCUAGCUGGCUGCAAACUUAGAGGAAGCCUUCCAAAAUUUACAAAACCAGGUUCUUUGAACUCCAUAGACCUCUCAGAUAACUUUUUCACUGGUGGCAUUUCGGGUUUCUUGACCAAUAUGUCUAAUUUGCAAAGACUCAAGCUCUCUACUAACCAAUUAAAGUUUGAUCUUUUAGAGAUCAAACUCCCAGGUGGGAUUUCUUCUGUUCAGCUCCAAACAAAUCAGCUUUCAGGGUCUCUCUCGAGGAUCUUAAACAACAGGACAAGCAGCUUUUUGGAGGUUUUAGAUUUAUCAGGAAAUCAAAUUUCUGGCACGAUUCCAGAAUUCACCGAAGGAUUAAGCAUGAAGGUCCUCAACGUAGGAAGCAAUAAGGUUGCAGGCCGCAUCCCUAGUUCAAUUUCAAACUUGGCUGAACUAGAAAGGUUAGAUAUCUCCAGGAACAAAAUAGUGGGCACCAUUCCAACAAGCCUGGGUCUCGUAUCAAAUCUUCAAUGGCUUGAUAUGUCUAUCAAUGAGCUCACAGGGUCAAUCCCAAGUAGCUUGUUGGGAAUUAAAAAUCUGAAACAUGCAAAUUUCAGAGCCAACAGACUUUGCGGAGAGAUCCCACAAGGGAGGCCAUAUGAUAUCUUCCCUGCAAGUGCCUAUGCUCACAACCAAUGCCUAUGUGGCAAACCUCUGCCACCAUGUAGAGGAAAGAACUACGGGAAAUUGGGCCAGUGAGAUGCUGACUCAAAUUACCAAAGGAUGAAAGCUCAUAUCUAAAGAGCAUUAUCACAUGGAAGGGAAGCAACAUUUUACGUUUUUUGCAACAGUUUAAAUUUUAUUUUAUUUUUUUUCUAAUGCUUACAAUUUCUGUAGUAAAAGUCAAUAAUACAUAAUUAUUGAAGAAACACAAAUUACAAUUAAAAAGUGCCCAUUUUACUCCAAUUUUCCAAUGUAUGACAGCAGAGUAAUGAAACAAGAGUUUGAGGAAAUUUACCA
Hevea brasiliensis (rubber tree) is the source of this 2581-nucleotide messenger RNA. Its product is annotated as DNA damage-repair/toleration protein DRT100-like. The record is from RefSeq and is a predicted model, not a curated record. Lineage: Eukaryota; Viridiplantae; Streptophyta; Magnoliopsida; Malpighiales; Euphorbiaceae. Gene Ontology annotation, molecular function: protein binding. The transcript has a single exon. Bases 524 to 2320 code for a protein of 598 amino acids.